AAUCCGUUUUGCCUGCAUCGAAGGCGGUUUCGUAGCAAGCCCGCUUCCCUCAAGCCGUCUUCGUCUCGCUUGCGCCCCCAAGGCCCCAGCUCGCCCAGGUCUCCUCCCUCCUCGGAAAUCUUCCUUGCUCUAACCCCGCCCAAAACCCUAGAACGCGAGCAUGGUCAAGAAGCCCACCGCGUCCGCGGACCCCGAGGCCGACGAGCGUCGCCAUCUCCGCUCGCUUGCCUUCUCCAAUGGCCUGCUCCAACGCGGCGAGCCGGCAGCUCCGGGGUCGGCGCUCGCGCCGUCGGUCGCCGUAGCGCGACUGCAGGGCCGCGACAUCGUGCGGCGCGGCGGCCAGCGCAAGAGCCGCUUCCUCUUUUCCUUCCCUGGCCUCCUCGCGCCUGUGGCCGCAGGCGGUCGCGUCGGGGAGCUCGCCGAUCUCGGGACCAAGAACCCAGUACUGUAUCUCGAGUUUCCCCCGGGACGGAUGAAGCUCUUCGGGACGCACGUUUACCCCAAGAACAAGUACCUGACGCUGCAGAUGACCAGGUCGGCCAAGGGCGUCGUCUGUGAGGACGUCUUCGAGAGCCUGAUUGUAUUUUCUGAAGUCUGGUGGGUUGGGACAAAAGAAGAAAAUCCAGAAGAACUGAAACUUGAGUUUCCAAAAGAAUUCCAAAAUGACGGCGCAGCAGCAGAUUGUGAUUUUAGAGGUGGAGCAGGUGCCGCCAUUCAUGAAGCAACUGGCAACAAACCUGGAAAGGACAUUGCAGAACCCCUUUCCUCAAAGUUUGAAUCAGAUGGUGAUGCUUCUGAGGAUUCAGAUCAUAAGGAUGAGGGUAACACACAGACAAUGAGUGAAGCACCUUCAGUUAGACAGUCUGCUAGGACUGCUGGGAAAGCCAUGAAGUACACGGAGUUAUCUUCUGGAGGAGAUUCAUCCGGCAGUGACGAUGAGAUUGAGGUACCUGCGGACUUGGACGAGAAGCAGAUGAUGAAUCCACCAGUUAAGAAUGAAAGCCAAAGCGAAGACAUCAAACUUGCAGAUUCUUCAGCAAGGUCUCUCUCUAGCAAGAAGGAGACACCUGUCCAGGUUACCUUGUCUAGCAUGUUUAAAAAGGCCGAAGAGAAAAAGAGGUCUACAAGAAAUCUGAAAGGAUCUCCUGCAACAAAAGGUCCUGCUGCUAAGAAGCAGCGAGCAAGUCCAAAGGAAAAACAGCCAUCAGGGAAGAAUGUGAGCGGAACCCGGAAAAAGCAAAAACCAAAGGUAGAAGAAGAUGAAAUUGAAGAGCUCUCAAGUUCGUCUCAGGAUAACGCUGUGGAUGAUGAUAGUGACGAGGACUGGGCCGAGUAAUGCGCUUGUACAUCGGGACCAUAUGUUGUAGACGCAUUCGCGCGGAGAAUGUACAGGCGCAGGAGAGAUGGCAAGUAGGCGUUCACAGGGCCACGACGCAGGAAUAAGCACGGCUUAUUCCCGUAAACAUGUGUUGAUCAGGUUGUUAGUCAGGUUGUUAGCAAGAUUGAGUUUGUUGGCAGAUUAGUUAGCAAAUUGAUUAGUUAAUGUAUUAUGCCCCAACUAUAUAAUGUCAUGACUCUCGAUCAAUAAAGGGAGGAAGGAUUAAACCCAAAGUUGCUCAGAGCCUCUUGGAGGGCGAGCUAGUUUA
This is a messenger RNA of Phragmites australis (common reed), 1646 nucleotides long. RefSeq names its product DNA-binding protein RHL1-like. The transcript is spliced from 11 exons. NCBI's taxonomy places the organism in Eukaryota, Viridiplantae, Streptophyta, Magnoliopsida, Poales, Poaceae. The coding region runs from base 161 to 1336 and encodes 391 amino acids. The record is from RefSeq and is a predicted model, not a curated record. Gene Ontology annotation, molecular function: DNA binding. Gene Ontology annotation, biological process: DNA endoreduplication.